Messenger RNA from Owenia fusiformis, 2388 nucleotides. Lineage: Eukaryota; Metazoa; Annelida; Polychaeta; Sabellida; Oweniidae. The record is from the annotation of a GenBank genome assembly.
AUUUGGACAAGCAGCAAAGGCAAACAAUGUUGAUUCAGCCAGAGGCAGAAGAACAAACAAGCAGAGAUUUCUUGAACAACAUAACUCCAGGAUCACUAUACAGACUAUGAGUAACUUUAAACAAAAUGAAACUAGUACAGAGUUAAUGAAAUAAAAUGGAGUGGAUGUGAGCUUAAAAUUAAAAUAUGUGCAGUUUAUAGGUGAUUAUACAAGGAUGCCAUUAUAAAAGCGACCAUCAUGUCUCAAGGAAAGCCUAUAAAGAUAACAGUGAAGGGGGCCAACCUGGAUGAUGUCAACAUACAGGAGCUUGUCCAGAAACAACUUGCUGCUGCAGGGAAAACUAACAUGAAAGUUAAGUCCAUAAAUAUAAAGAAAGCAGACCCACCUCCAAGGGUGAUGACUCCUGUUGAUGUAUCAGGAAAUAAUGCAAGGUCGCAGUCCAGGGGAACAUCUAGGUCAAGCACCAGCACAGUGCAUCCACACCAGGUGGAAAUUAAACCUGUUCUUAGUGUUCAAACAACCACAUCAAAUCAGGAUACUAAUAUACAACCAUCAUAUAAUUCUGUACAACCCUCAAAUGGUGGGGUACAACCCGUAACUACUGUGGCACAACCUACAAUUGCACAACCUAGUGCUAAACCAACUGCUGUUGUGCAUCCAACACAACAAGCAAGACCAGCCACUUCCAAACAGACAACUCUAACCAAUCACAAUGUAAGACUAAACAACAGUGAAAUAGUCAACACAAAUGACACCAGUGCACUAGUGGAGGAUUAUGGUGUGAGAGCCUCUGGAUAUAAAGUUCCUGAUAACAUCAGAGGAAAUAACAAAGAAAAUAAAACAACUGUGAAAAGUGGAUUAGCUGUUGCAGCAAUACAUUUACAAAAACCAUUUGGGGAUAAAACAGAUUUGAUAUUUAAUAUCAAAGACCAAUCUAUAUUUGUGAUAAACUUGAUUGCAUCAUUGGUCGAUUUAAUUAUCGAACCUCUCUGGUUGCACUACAAAGUAACCUGCUUUGUUUUAGGAAUCAUAGAGACUGUGCUUCAAGCUACCAUCUUCUUUUCAUCAAAGCUCACUUUUCUUCAAGGGAAAAUUGGAAGUUUGCAAAAUCGUCUGGGAUUGUACCAGAAUAUUCUCCAUGAAGUCCUGUUGUAUCCAAUGAUUGUAUGUAAUAUAUUUGGGAUAGUUGCUCAGAAAUCGUACGAGCCAGAAUCUGCCAUGGAUUACAUAGGAAUAAUAUUGCUAUCAUUUGAUAUCUUUGAUCUCCUAUUUACAUACAUUGUCCGCAUGGUCCUUGCCUAUAAACUCCUGGAUGAUCUCCGAUUGACAAUUCCAAUGACAAAGGAAAAUGAAGGAAGGAUUACUUGGCUGGGUGGGAUAUUUCCUCGUUUAUACUGGACUCUUGUUGGCAACACAAUAUUCUUCACCAUGAUGAUGAUUAUGCUAUCUCUACAGAUUCAUCAAGUGAAUUACAUUGAUGAAGAUUUCCGAGCCACCUGGGAUGUCUGGUUCAUGAUCUUGAUUACAGUUGUACUUCCUGUAUUGAGCAUAUUCUUAUUUGUUUUCAUCAACAGUUUCUGGGUGAACGAGGCUAUGAUAUACAUUGCUAGACAUGUGGCAAAUAAUACAGAGUUUCGAGACAACCUGGAAGAGGAAUAUGCAGACAUUACCAAAGAAAGUGUCUCAUUUAUUGUUAAAAACACAGUAGCAACUGAUUCUAGAUUACAGAACAUCAGAGAUGCUAGUCUCACCCAGAAAAUAUUCCAUGCUUCCGACGACCCAUUUUCAAUUGUUUUAAUAAUAAUAUGGAUAGGACUUGUUGUUACAUUUGGGAUUAUCUUCCAGCCAUAUACAACAGUUAAUGAAGUUGGUCUAACAAUGUUAUAUUUUUUCAUAGCAUUUUUGGUCAACUUUCAACUGUUUUCAUUUGUGUUUGUGAUUAUUGUCUCAUUUUGCCAUUGGUUGUUCACAUGUUGCUAUGGUUGCAACAGUUAUUCCUACAGCAACAGGUCAUAGCGAAGAGUCAACUGAAAACCAACAUGACAUGAUAAUCAAACCAUAUUAUAGUAUUUUAAAUUCAACAUUUAAUGCUGUUUACCAUAAAUGGUGCAAACAGCUAUAUAUGCCCCAAAAUGUUGCAAAUGUUUAUAUGCAUACCCUAGAAGGGUCUAAACUAUAGCCAAGCUCAAAAAUGGGCCAAAAUACAUUUAAUAUUUUUCUAGGGAUGGUCAAUAAAUCCAUGGACUUUCAAGUUCAUGAAAAAUCAGAUUUAACCUUCUUUUGACUUUUUUUGACAAGUCUAACAUCAACUAAAAUAAGAAUACAUUCUAUUCCCACUAUUUUUGGCUUACAUUUAAUUGAACCUCAGGCAUUUCUUAACAUUUUGAG